AUGGCUUCUCUUGCGACGCAAAUGAUUAUUCCCUCCGAAAAUGGGUAUAGAGUUUGGGAGGAUCAGACCCUUUUCCAGUGGCGCAAGAGAGACCCUCAUGUCACCCUGCGUUGCCAUGAUUCCGUUGAAGGGUCUUUAAGGUACUGGUAUCAGCGAACAAACGUGGAUCUCACCGUAUCAAAAUCUGCUGUUUGGAACGAGGAUGCUGUUCAAGGUGCUCUUGAUAGUGCUGCUUUUUGGGUGGAGGGGUUUCCGUUUGUCAAGUCUUUAUCUGGUUACUGGAAGUUUUUAUUGGCUCCUAGCCCUGCAAAUGUUCCAGAGAAGUUCUAUGAUGCUGCAUUUCCCGAUUCAUAUUGGAAAUCUUUACCCGGUCAGUUUAUCCUGAGAGUUGGUUUCAUUUAUAGUCUUCUGGUUAUUAUGUUGUAUUUCAAACUUUUCCUUCCAAUUGGCAGUGCCAUGGCUUUGAUCGGCCUAUCUAUACGAGUAUUGUCUAGGCCAACCCUCGACAAGUGUUUCCGUUGUCAAGGAACAGGUCACAAGUCGAACGUCUGUCGUAGUAGAAAGACGGUGGCAUUGCUAGAAGAAGAGGAAGACGACUUCAUGGAGAAUGAGGAGUAUGAGGGAGUUGAAUUUGCGGAAGAGGAAUCUGAGGACAGAAUCAACAUUGUGUUACAGCGACUCUUGCUAUCAUCUAAAGAAGAGGGUCAACGCAAGAAUCUGUUUAGGACGCAUUGUUCUAUUCCGAACAAGGUGUGCAAUGUGAUUGUUGACAAUGGGAGCUCCGAGAAUUUAGUUUCUCAAAAGCUGGUAGAAUAUUUGAAACUUCCCACGACUCAUCAUGUAAAGCCGUAUAGUCUCGGAUGGGUGAAGAAAGGGUCUAAGGUAGGAGUUAGUGAAACUUGCAAAAUUCCUCUAUCAAUUGGUAAGCACUACAAAGAGGAGAUAAUCUGUGAUGGUUUAGACAUGGAUGUUUGUUAUAUUCUCCUUGGACGACCAUGGCAAUAUGAUAACGACAUAACGUACCGAGGACGUGACAAUGUGAUCAUGUUUACGUGGGGAACUCAUAAGAUUGCAAUGGCACCUGUUAAGGAUUUUGGUAGCGUUACAAAGGAGAGGAAGUCAAGCUUCCUAGUCAUGUCACAUGAUGACAAAGAACUUGACAAGGCUGUUAAGGAAUCAAAGUGUUUUUAUCCGAUUGUGGUCAAGGGGUUGAUGAGCGCCGUGAUGGAGGAGACAACAACUCCAUGUGAGGUUUUAGAAAUUUUGGAAGACUACAAAGAGUUAGUUGCGGAUGAACUACCUAACGACCUGCCCCCUAUGCGUGAUAUUCAGCAUCACAUUGACUUGAUUCCAGGUUCUAGUCUACCUAAUCUUCCCCACUAUCGAAUGAGUUCUAAAGAGAAUGAAAUUGUAAGAGACCAGAUUGAAGAUCUGCUGAGGAAAGGGUUAAUCUGCGAGAGCAUGAGCCCUUGGGCUGUACCGGUUCUUCUCGUUCCAAAGAAGGGUAAUCAGUGGCGAAUGUGUGUUGAUUCUAGGGCCAUCAACAAGAUAACAAUCAAGUACCGGUUUCCUAUCCCACGGUUGGAAGAUACGCUGGAUGAGUUAAAUGGAUCGAGAGUGUUUUCGAAAAUAGAUCUUCGAAGUGGGUACCAUCAGAUUCGAAUCAGACCUGGAGAUGAAUGGAAGACUGCUUUUAAGAGCAAAGACGGAUUAUACGACAAAACCAAAGGCGACCACUUGGAGCAUCUAAAACGGGUUUCGCAAGUCUUACAAGAAAACCAGCUGUACGUGAACUUAAAGAAGUGUACGUUUUGCACAAACAAGCUGCUAUUUCUUGGGUUCGUCGUUGGUGAGGAUGGAAUUCAGGUGGAUGAAGCCAAAGUAAGUGCAAUUAAAGAGUGGCCAGUUCCUAAAUCAGUAACUGAGGGUCCGGAACAAGACAAGAGCUUUGCGUUGAUUAAGGAGAAGCUUUGUACUGCUCUAGUUUUAGCUUUGCCGGAUUUUGAUAAGGUGUUUCAGGUGGAGUGUGACGCAAGUGGUGUGGGAAUUGGAGCUAGCGACAUGCAAUGGGAACACUACCUGGUUCAACGCGAGUUUGUUCUCUUUACGGACCAUCAGGCACUCAAGUUUCUUCACAGCCAGAAGCACAAGUCUGGAACACUCAAUAAGGUAGCAGACGCUUUGAGUAGAAGGGCUUCUUUGUUGACUACGUUAGCACAUGAGAUUGUGGGUUUUGAGUUUUUAAGGGAAUUAUAUGAACAAGAUGAAGAUUUCAAGGAAUUGUGGAACAAGUGUUGUGGGAAGCAUCCCUCGGCUGAUUUCCAUAUUCGUGACGGUUUCCAAGGGACAAUCGCAGAAUACAGAUUCUCCAAAAUGACGCAUUUCAUCGCUUGUAGGAAGACAGCAGAUGCGACCAACAUCGCCAAAUUGUUCUUUCGUGAAAUCGUACGUCUCCAUGGGGUUCCUAAAUCCAUCGUUUCAGACAGAGAUACCAAGUUUCUCAGCCAUUUCUGGAUUACUUUAUGGAGGAUGUUUGGAACGAGCUUGAAAAGAAGUUCUACAGCUCAUCCACAGAGUGAUGGACAAACCGAGGUGACAAACGUGACGUUGGGCAAUAUGAUACAAAGUGUUUGUGGUGAUAAACCAAAACAGUGGGAUCUCGCUUUGCCACAAGUGGAAUUCGCAUACAACAGUGCCGUGCAUUCAGCUACAGGAAAGUCACCAUUUUCCUUGGUGUAUACCUCUGUCCCGAAGCAUGUAGUCGAUUUAGUGCCGUUACCAAAAGCUCCUGGAGUUAGUGCAUCAGCUGAGGCAAUGGCUAUAGACAUUUUGGAAACUAAAGAAGCGGUUCGAGCAAGAUUAGAAGCAACUGGGCAAAAGAAUAAAAGAGCAGCAGAUAAACGUCGAAGGCUCAAGGUUUUCAAAGAAGGAGAUGAAGUGAUGGUGUUUCUCAGAAAAGAAAGGUUUCCAUUUGGUACUUAUCGCAAGCUUCAGCCUCGCAAGUAUGGUCCUUUCAAGAUUUUGCAGAAGCUUAAUGACAAUGCUUAUGUGGUGGAUCUCCCAGACGACAUGAACAUCUCUCAUACGUUCAAUGUAGCUGACAUUUAUGAGUAUCAUGCCGAUGGUGUUCUUUAUCCAGAUGAGAACUCGGGGUCGAGUUCUUUGGAGGUGGAGGAGACUGAUGCAGGAGACGGUUAA
Eutrema salsugineum is the source of this 3198-nucleotide messenger RNA. RefSeq lists its product as uncharacterized. Gene Ontology annotation, molecular function: nucleic acid binding. The coding region runs from base 1 to 3198 and encodes 1065 amino acids. The transcript is spliced from 10 exons. Gene Ontology annotation, biological process: DNA integration. Lineage: Eukaryota; Viridiplantae; Streptophyta; Magnoliopsida; Brassicales; Brassicaceae. The record is from RefSeq and is a predicted model, not a curated record.